Messenger RNA from Alexandromys fortis (reed vole), 1776 nucleotides. It is a transcript of the gene Rasl11a, whose product is annotated as RAS like family 11 member A. The transcript has 4 exons. NCBI's taxonomy places the organism in Eukaryota, Metazoa, Chordata, Mammalia, Rodentia, Cricetidae. The coding region runs from base 807 to 1535 and encodes 242 amino acids. Gene Ontology annotation, molecular function: GTP binding; GTPase activity. The record is from RefSeq and is a predicted model, not a curated record.
CAUGCAGAAAAGGGACUGCCUGGGUUUGGAUGCUGAGCUGCAGGCAACGACUGCCCCCUAAGGGAGGUCACAGGUAAGUGACUGCAAUUACCUUGGUUGAUACUGAAUGAGUAAAUUUAUUUUUUUAUUAUUUACUUAUUUAUUUAUAGAUGUGCGUUUGAGACAGGGUCUUAUGUAGUCCAUGCUGACCUCGAACUCAAACCUUAUUGUAGCCAAGGAGGACCUUGAACUUCUGACCCUCCUGUCUCCACCACCUAGAGUAGCAGGUGUGUAUGCCAGCACACCCAGUUUACAGGGUGCUUAAGAUCAAAUCUAGAGUUCCUGUCAGCACUCUGACAAUCAAAGGCACAAAAAAUGGAUCUCUUCUUCCCUUUGUCCCACAAACAUCCAGUCAGUUGCCGCUUUUGCUCUUUCUGGAGGUUCAGCUCCAUUCUCAGGUUCACGCUCCAGGCUAGUGGUCCAGGCUGACCGCCGCGGCAGCGGGUGCCAUCAGGACCCGGCAGGCACAAUUUGAACAGAGACUCCCUUGGGCUCCAUCGCCUGGGACCCGCGCAACUGGGUGAGCUGAGCGCGUCAGGCAGCCAGGUGGUACGCACGCCCGCGGGUGACGGUCCCCUGCCCGCGCGACUCCCACCCCUCCAGGAAGGGGCGGGGAGUAGGAGGCGCUAAAGGCGGCCACCACACUCCCCGAGCUCUUUAAAAACCGAGAGCCGGGGACAACUCUGCUGGCCGCGCUGCAUCCUGUGGCGCCCUGAGUUGCCGCGUGUCCAGUCGGCUAUCCUGCAGCGCGGUCCCGGGACGCGCCCAUGCGUCCACCAACCAUGUCUGGGCACUUUCUGCUGGCUCCCAUUCCCGAAUCCUCCUCCGACUACCUCCUGCCCAAGGACAUCAAACUGGCGGUGCUAGGCGCGGGUCGUGUAGGCAAAAGCGCAAUGAUUGUGCGCUUCUUGACAAAGAGAUUCAUCGGCGACUACGAACCCAACACAGGCAAACUGUAUUCAAGACUCGUCUAUGUGGAGGGGGACCAGCUAUCUCUGCAGAUCCAGGACACUCCGGGGGGUAUCCAGGCCCAAGACAACCUCAGUCAAACGGUGGAUUCCCUGUCCAAGUGCGUGCAGUGGGCCGAGGGCUUUCUGCUGGUCUAUUCCAUCACAGACUAUGAGAGCUACCAGUCCAUUCGGCCCCUUUACCAGAAUAUCCGGAAGGUCCACCCUGAUGGGAAAGCCCCUGUCAUCAUUGUGGGCAACAAAGCAGACCUUUUGCAUGCCCGGCAGGUGCAGACACAGGACGGUCUUCAGCUAGCCAAUGAGCUAGGCAGUCUCUUCCUUGAAAUUUCCACUAGUGAAAACUACGAAGAUGUCUGUGACGUGUUUCAACAUCUCUGCAAAGAAGUGAGCAAGCUGCACAGCCUCAGUGGGGAGCGGAGGAGGGCCUCCAUCAUCCCCCGGCCUCGCUCCCCCAACAUGCAGGACUUGAAGAGGCGCUUCAGGCAGGCCCUGUCCUCCAAAGUAAAAGCCCCCUCUGCUCUGGGUUGAGCCAUCUCAGAUAGACUGGUGACUUUUAUUAUUAUUAUUACUAUUAAGCAUUUGUGCAGCCACAAAGACUGGGCCUUUCCCCUUUAAAACAUAUUGAGAGUUUAUUUUUAUAAUAUUUUAUUGGCUUUCAAGUGUAUGUGUAUUUCUGAAAAUUCAAACAAUGAUUGACUAGAAGUUGGAUUUUUUUUUUUUUACUGUAACUGUUAGCCACUUUUCCAUUAAAGGCAAAAUGGCAGUACGA